This is a messenger RNA of Arachis ipaensis, 465 nucleotides long. The record is from RefSeq and is a predicted model, not a curated record. Lineage: Eukaryota; Viridiplantae; Streptophyta; Magnoliopsida; Fabales; Fabaceae.
AUGGACAAUAUAGGAGUGGAUGUUGCAGAAGAAGAAGGUGCUACGGUCACUCCUAAUGACAAAACGAGGAACCCCAGCAAUCAAUCCCCCCAAAACAAGCCAACGCCUAUCAACACCAUUGACAUUUCGAACCCUCCUAUUAAUCCAAUACCUCCUACUAAUCCAACACUUCCAACUAAGCCAAAAUCUCUCAUGAAUCCAAAACCUCCAAGUCAGGAGAAACCUCUUGCCAAUCCAAAUGAUGAAUCUCAGGCAAAGCCUCCUAAUAAUCAAAAGCCAAAACCUCCCACUAAUCCAAAGCCGAAGCCUCGUACUAAUCAAAAGCCAAAACCUCCUACUAAUUCAAAGCCGAAGCCUCCUACCAAGCCUAUUCUCCCUAAAAGUGUGUCAACAGCAACAUCCAACUCCACACCCAAAUCUACCCUCAAGAAGAAAACGACAACAACCACCCAUAAUAGUCAUUAA